Molecule: messenger RNA, 3056 nt
Organism: Mytilus californianus (California mussel)
Lineage: Eukaryota; Metazoa; Mollusca; Bivalvia; Mytilida; Mytilidae
Product: integrator complex subunit 4-like
Exons: 19
Coding region: 7-2832 (941 amino acids)
Biological process (GO): snRNA processing
Cellular component (GO): integrator complex
Source: RefSeq, a predicted model, not a curated record
UUCCGAAUGGCAGCUUUGCUGAAGAAAAGGGCCGUUGCCGAAUUUAGCCAAGUUAUCCAGGAGGAACCUAGACCUAUCAAAAAGUUAAAGUUAGUUCAGAAACCUUUACUGCAAGAAGUCCACCUAGAUCUUACAGUCGGGACCAGCACACAGGAGGCUGUCAGUAGUCUUAUACACUUAGAACGUCAGUUGUCACAGAUUGGAGAAAAUGUUGUCAAUAUUGUUAGACAGUUGAUAGAUCAUUAUCACAGAGAGAAGGAAUCAGUUGUUCGAUGGAAAAUUGCACACAUCCUUGGAUUGUUGUCUAAACACCCACAAUGUGCAGGAGAUUCUGUAGUAGAGGAGAUUAUAUCACUCCUCAAAACAGAAAAAUCACACAAGGUUGUUGGACAGUUGAUACAAAGUUUACAGACAGUUGGGUUAUCUGCCCCUGACAAUAGAGAUCUGCAUCUUAAGAUAGUACAGCUUGCUAGAGAGCACUCAAAACAUGCACAUCAUGUAGUAAGAUCUAGCUGUUUAAAUUUGAUUGGUGCUGUUGGAUCCCACGAUACGAUUUCUAAAGAUACUGAUCAAUCAGAGGAGCAUGUAUCUGUACAGACCCUAGUAAUAUCAUUUACACAAGAUCAGGACCCCAGAGUUAGGUCUAGUGCCUUCAGAGCUGUGCAACAGUUACACCAAAGAGGCCAGUCUAUAGAUUUAUCAGUAUAUGAUCGUGCAUGUAAGGCUUUAACAGAUGAUUAUGAAGACGUGAGAACAGCUGCUGUCAAACUUGUGUGGAUUUUAAGUCAUCUCUAUCCAGAAAGUAAGGUUCCAGUUCCAGAAUCUGAUGACGAGAUAAGACUUGUUGAUGAUGGUUUUGCCAAGAUCUGUAAUAUGAUGAAUGAUAUAUCAAUGAAAGUCAGAGUGGAAGCUGCAACAUUACUGGGAUCUUUACAUCAAGUGAGCCCCAAGUUUUUAGAACAGACACUGGACAAGAAACUUAUGUCAAACAUGAGGCAAAAGAAGAGUGCCCAUGAGAGAGCAAAGGACCACUAUGCCUCUGGAGAAUGGUCCUCAGGUCAAAAGUGGGCUGAUGAUGCUCCAAAAGAUGAAGUAGCUCCAGAAUCUGUAACAUUAAUGAACAUGGGAGCUUGUGGAGCAUUUGUACAUGGAACAGAGGAUGAAUUUCUUGAGGUGAGGAAUGCAGCAUUAGAUUCACUGUGUGAGUUAGCAGCACAGUCUCAGGAGUUUGCUAUUUUAUCUCAGGACAGUAUUAUAGAUAUGUUUAAUGAUGAGAUAGAAAGUGUACGACUCAAUGCUAUCAACAGUCUGAGGAAACUUAGUAAUCAUGUGACCUUACGUGAAGAUCAGUUGGAAAUCAUACUUGGAGUAUUACAGGAUUUCUCCACUACUUCAAGAGAGGCUUUACGAGACAUGUUAUGUGAUGUAAGAGUGUCAACAAAAGAAAGCUUGAAUGCAUGUAUUGUAGGUCUACUAGAUAACCUUAGGAGAUAUCCACAAGAUAAAAGAUCUGUUUGGAAAUGCAUGAAGUUUUUAGGAAAACAUCAUCCACAUUUGACCUUACCACUGGUACCUACACUUCUGUGUCUUCAUCCUUACUUUGAUACACCAGAACCAGAUAUGGAUGAUCCAGCAUACAUAAGUGUGUUAUUGAUGGUAUUUAAUGCUGCCUCCAGUUGUCCUACUAUGAUGACCAUGUUUGAGGACUACACUUGGCAACAUUAUACAUAUCUCAGAGAAAGUUUACCAGAUCUUGUUCCAGUGUUGAAGAAUCAAAAUGAAGACAAAGAUGAUGAUUUACCAGGAUCAUCCAGUAGUGUGUCAAGUUUUAUACAACAGAUCACACAACAGGUGGAAAAUAUCUGUUCUAUGGAAAAUAAUACAGCCCAACAAAUGUUACAAGUUAUAGUCAAAGAUCUGUACAAGAUAUCUGAACUAGAUAGUAGAAAUUCUGCAUCUGCUGAAUGUAUUGGUAACUUUCUACAGAGUCAACUGUUGUUAACACAGUUGAUGACUAAACAAACAGUUUCUAGUAGUUGUAUAAUGGACAACCAUACUCUUGCUACUGUUGAAAAGAUUUUGGAGUUAACUAAAAUAUGUCAGCACAUUUUUGUUGGAUUGGGUAUAUCAGAAAUAGGACUGAUUAGACAGACAGAGCUGAAGGCUGUCACAAUACAAAUCUUAACUCUGAUGAAAGCUGACAUGAAAAAUGAGAAACAGCAGGACAUGAAACAGAAUUAUAUUAAACUCAUUAAAAAUCUCAAAAGUUACUUAUCGUCAAGUCAGUGUCAUCCAGAUGCUUUCACAACUUACAUUUUCUCUGUCGUUGAUGACCUUGACAUAAAUGGUCUCCCAGAAUUCAUCACUAGUUUACAGCAUGCUACAACCAUGAUAAAGCCAUCAGCCUUUCCCAUAGUAAAUAAAAUCAGAAAAAUAACAGCAGUGAUAAAUGAACCAACUGGUCCAACAGACAAACCAUUAAAAUUCACUGCAGGAUUAACAUUAGCUGUUCCUGUAGAUAUUAUGUUAGAAAAUGUACCUUGUACCAGUAAUAUUAGAAUUAAGAAAAAGUUUGCAGACCAAACAGUCCAGCUGUUUACACCAAAAUCGAGUGAUUUUCAUAAGUUAGGACCACUGAGACACAGAUUAGUCACACAAGUACUAAUGUCCCAUUCUUUGUGGACAGAACCAACCAAUGUGGAGCUGUGUGUUUCCAUGGAGACUGCAUCCAAUCAAAAGUUCAAGGACACAUCACAUGACAAUGUGAAACAGACUAUUGAUUUGAGUAAACCUGUUCAAGUGUAUGUAUCACCAAAGCAAGUAAAAAGAUGAGACAUACAUCAGAAUGGAAUGAGGAACAUUAUUGUGCAAUCCUAGUGAGCCAUGAUGUAGUUAUUCGUUUAAUUACAAAAGGAAAAAUACAAUUUUUGUUAUGAUAGAGACAAUGAGUGUAUUAAAAGGAUGUCAAGGGGGAAGAGUUGUAAUUGAAAGUACAUUAUAAAAGAAUCUGGAAUACUAUUCAGCUUUAGAAUAAUAAAAAGAUAAAUACCAAUCUU